CGGAGAGGCUCUCCAGGGCCCGCGGUUCUCCUCGGGGACGGGAAGGGCCGCGUUUCCUGAGGGGAGCAGCCCGCGGCCUGGGCUCCGGGGAGGGGCGGGAAGGUGCCGGGCCCCUGCUGCCCCCUCAGCUGUGAGGUUGUGAACAAUUAUAAACGUGAAGGUGGCAGUUGUGGAGAAAAACAAUUCUCAGGCCAGACUUAUGAGAGCUGCCAUAUAAACUUCAUUCACACUCUUCACCUUGAGCUUUCACUUCAGGACAUCAGCAUGUGGAACAAGUCGGUAUGUGUGGCCUUGUUGGCUCUGGCUACAGGCUAUGUCUUCCUACUGGACUCUGACCUGCCAGAUUCAGUGCUGAAGUAUCUCUCAAGCUCCUUCCUGUAUCAGCUGCAGGGGGAUCUUAAGUCCCCAGAGAGCAGCAUGGCAGCUGCCUGGGAUGUGCUUAUCACCCAGCCGGCCAAACAGUGGAACAGAGUUGCUGUUGGGGUCAAUGCCUGUGUAGAUGUUGUCCUUUCUGGUGUGAAGUUGCUGCAAGCCCUUGGUCUAGAUUCUGGUGUUGGGCAAGACCACUCAAUCUUACAUUCCACAAAAGAUUUGAAGGAAGCCUUCAUCCACUUCAUGGGGAAGGGAGCUGCUGCAGAACGCUUCUUCAGUGAUGCAGAGUCCUUCCACCACAUCGCAGAGACUGCUUCAGCAUAUCCUGGGGCACAGUUGUAUGUGGGAGGCAAUGCUGCUCUCAUUGGCCAGAAAAUUUCAGCAAAUCCAGACCUAAAGGUUCUGCUGUGUGGCCCAAUUGGUCCUAAGCUUCAUGAGCUGCUUGAUGAAAAUGUAAUCGUCCCUCCAGAAUCAAUGCAAGAAUUUGAUGAAUUUCACCUCAUUUUGGAGUAUCAAGCAGGUGAAGAGUGGGGGCAGCUGAGAGCCCCGAAUGCCAACCGCUUUAUCUUCUCUCAUGACCUAUCUAAUGGGGCCAUGAACAUGUUGGAGGUAUUUGUGUCCAGUCUGGAGGAGUUCCAGCCGGACUUGGUGGUUCUUUCUGGUCUGCAUAUGAUGGAGGGACAGACAAAGGAGAUGCGUCAGAAGAGACUCCUAGAGGCUGUAGCUUCCAUCUCUGACAUUCCCAUGGGUGUACCUAUACACCUGGAACUGGCCAGUAUGACUGACCCAGAACUUAUGAGCGCAAUCAUUCAUCAGCAGGUCUUCCCUCUUGUGAACUCAGUUGGUUUGAAUGAACAGGAGCUACUGUUCCUCACUCAAGCAGCCUCUGGACCACAUGCCUCACUGGCCUCCUGGAAUGGUGUCCCAGAUGUGGGUGUUGUCAGUGACAUUGUCUUCUGGAUCUUGAAGGAACAUGGAAGGACUCCUGGGAAGGCAUCAGAUCUUACUCGUAUCCACUUUCACACUUUGGCCUAUCACCUCCUAGUUACUGUGGAUGGAUAUUGGGCCAACCAGGUGGCAGCUGUUGCUGCUGGUGCAAGAGUAGCAGGGACACAAGCUUGUGCCACCCAAACAAUUGAUGCCAGCAGAGUUUUCCUUAAAGCGCCACUGGAGUUUGCUACUUCUAAGAUGGAGGAGGCCCCUACAGUCUCCUUAAAUCCCCAUGAGCCUGUGUCAAAAUGGCACAGGGAUGGGGUAACAUUCCAUUACACUCCUGUUCUGGUGUGCAAAGAUCCUCUGCGGACCGUUGGCCUUGGUGAUGCCAUUUCUGCUGAAGGACUUCUUUAUUCAGAAAUCUACCCUCAUUAACCUAUGGAAUUAAGAUACACUCCACAAAAAAAUUGAACCAUGCAGGCAUGGACUGGAAGUUAACAUUUAGUAGAAAGCCAAAGAAUAAAAGUUAGGCACAGCUCAGCUGCUGCGUGUUGCUACAGGGAUGUCUACAAUUAAAUAGUGAGGUAUGACUUGUUAAAUAUAUGGCCUGCCUUUUGCCCAGAAUGACAACUUAAACCAAAACAACUUCUGCUUUAAGUAAGUCAGUCUUAUUUGCAGUAACUUAAAAAGCUGGGAAUUGAAAGAAGUUUGAUGUGACUUGAUAUCACAGGAAGGCUACUUUGGUCUUUUACACCGUCAUAUUUCUGGGAAGGCAAAGGUAAAAGAUAAUUGUGUUACCUCUUCAUCACAUUCUGAACAUGGCAAGAGCCAUUGUUUUGUUUUGUAGUGGUGGAAUGAAAAAGUAUAGCACUUGGGCUGCAGCAUGCCAAAGGAACACUGUCCCAAGUGAAUAGUACAAAAGCUUGUUCUGUAAGCUCUACAAAUGGGAGAUAGGCAAGAUGAAAGCAUCAUAAAUUAUUCUGUGGCAAGGAAAAGGUGCUGACCUUUUUUUUGACCUUAUGAAGUGGACAUCAAAAUGUUGGGAGUAUGGCAUUUUGUCACAUGUGCUUCCUCAGCUAGUGUAUGCUAAUUUUGAUCCUCUGUUUUGUUUUAUUGCUGGCAGAUUAAUCUACUUUUAAGACAGUUGCAUUCCAAAUGCUCAUGCACACAAUUAUUUUACCUCUCAACAGCCUCUUAAGCAGUGACUUAGAGAUCAUUACUAUGAGUGAGAGUUUACAGUACAAUUGCUGGUCUGCUUAGCAAGUGACAGUUAGUCUGGGUCAAAUUCCAAAGAAAUGUAAUGUACAAAACCUGAAAUGACUCCUAAUAAAUGGCAUAAACAUAA
Molecule: messenger RNA, 2650 nt
Organism: Lacerta agilis (Sand lizard)
Lineage: Eukaryota; Metazoa; Chordata; Lepidosauria; Squamata; Lacertidae
Gene: ADPGK
Product: ADP dependent glucokinase
Exons: 8
Coding region: 265-1740 (491 amino acids)
Biological process (GO): glucose metabolic process
Cellular component (GO): endoplasmic reticulum
Molecular function (GO): ADP-specific glucokinase activity
Source: RefSeq, a predicted model, not a curated record